UGUCGGUCUGUUCGAAAUAAUUCUUAUAUAGCCCUUCGUCCAGCUGGGUGCACCCUUCUCUUCUUUUCCUCAGGUCCCCAGCCAUCCAAUAGUUAGUUCAUCUCAGGGGAGAGAGCUCAUCUCUUCCUUUCCUCUCCUUCAACUCUUCACGGUUGCUAUUCAUCUUCAGAGAUACCCGUCAGCAUUAGAACCUCCCUCCGCUCAACUUCUCCAUCCUUAAACUUCGUUCUAUCCUCGCAUACAGUGUAUGCUAUUUUGAUCCUGCCACCCUCUUCGAAAUAGAAUAUCACGUUUGUACCAAGCAUCCGGAAUGCGUGCAAACCUCUUCCUCCUGGGCUGCCUGACAGCAGGCUCCAUGGCAGCGCCGACUCUCCUAAACGACGUAUACGACUACUCGUCAGACUUAGCCACCUACCUCGGAAAAGUGAGCAAGUACAUCGAGAGCACGGGAGAAGAGCUUAUCAAGAGCGUCAACUCAUGCGACACAUCCAAAAUCUCCCUCCCGUCAUACGCGUCCAGCCUGCCCUCACCGUCCGGAAUGAGCCCAAUUUAUGUGGCAGUGGGCCGUGGCACCCAGAACUACACCUGUGCCACUUCGACCUCGAGCUCAACACCCCAAGCCAUAGGUGCAGUGGCGCGUCUUUACAAUGCAACCUGCAUCGCGGCCAAUUACCCAGACAUGUUAUCGUUACUCCCGGGUAUAGUGUACAAGGAACAGCUGCCCAGUAACGAGGAGGAACCUCUCCCGCCGGCAAACCUUGAACUCUUGGGUCAUCAUUUCUUUAGAGAUACGACCACACCAGUUUUUAACCUGGAUACUCUGGCGUCUCGGCAGUAUGGGAUUGCGAUCACGAAGAAACAAGACUCGAUCGAUGCUCCGUCGAGUGCUAUUCAGGGUAGCAAUGGGGCUGUCCAAUGGCUGUACCUGACCACUAUCAACGGUACCGUCGGUGAGUAUGAAGCGGUCUAUCGAGUAGACACGGUUGCCGGUUCAGCCCCGAAGACCUGUCAGGGAAUGCAGUCGGUGUUUACUGUGCAGUAUGCGGCCAACUAUUAUUUCUAUGGCGCAUGAUGGAGGGUGGGGUACAGAGCAGUUGCACUGUAAAUAGACAGAACUGAAG
Aspergillus vadensis CBS 113365 is the source of this 1121-nucleotide messenger RNA. RefSeq lists its product as uncharacterized. Bases 311 to 1072 code for a protein of 253 amino acids. NCBI's taxonomy places the organism in Eukaryota, Fungi, Ascomycota, Eurotiomycetes, Eurotiales, Aspergillaceae. The record is from RefSeq and is a predicted model, not a curated record. The transcript has 2 exons.